AAGCUUUAGUUAUCGGUGUGUGACACAAUAGAGAUACUAGUUUCAAAAGUUUCGAAUUUCAUUUACUUUUUCAAUGUUUUUUAAAGUUAAUAAAAAUGUUCAUCUUUAGAAAACUUGAAAUUUUAUUGGUAUUUAUAUUUGUGCAUCAUCGGGAAUCAAUUGCUCAACAUGAAGAUCGGUACAUUGCAAUGCUACUAGCAAAGGUGAUAGGCUUUCGACUAUCAAAUGAUACAGCUCCAAAAUCAUAUUCUUUGCAAAUAGAACCUUCUUUUGAAAGUGAAGAAUUUACAUUCGACGGUACAAGUAGAAUAGUUUUUGAAGUGUAUAAUCCAACGCAAGAUGUGACAUUCCAUACUGCUAGUUCAUUAAAAAUUAAUACAACCUAUACGAAAUUGGUUUUCCCUAAUGGCACUGUGUGGGAACCGGUCACUCAGCGGUGGAGUGAAGUUCUUGAGUUUUUUAAUAUUAAAUUUAAAAGCGAAUUACCAAUUGGGCUUUACGUUUUGAAGCUCCAGUGGUCAGGGUAUGAGGCAAAAGAUUAUAAAGGAUUUUAUCGAGGAAGUGAUCGAGAUUCAAAUGGUGAAUUAGCGUACAUGGUGGCAACACAUUUUGAACCAACUGCAGCUCGUAGAGCUUUUCCAUGCUGGGAUGAACCUGGAUUCAAAGCAGAGUUUGAAGUUUCAUUGAAGCACUAUCCUAAUUACACAGCCCUGUCAAAUAUGCCAGUAAAAAGUUUCACAAAUACUACAAACGGUAAAAUUUGGACUAAUUUCAAAAAGUCUCCACCAAUGUCUACAUACCUCGUGACUUUUAUAAUCGCUGCAUAUGAACACUUCACUAAUGACAAAGGGAAUGUGACAUUUUGGACAAGUAAAAGUAACAAAAACAACGUAAGACUGGCUUUUAAUGUAAGUCAAGCAGCAGUAACUGCAAUGGAACAAUAUACUGGUAUAUCAUACUCACUUCCAAAACUAGAUCAAGUAACCAUUCCCCGAUACUCUUCUUCAGCUACUGAACAUUGGGGAGUCAUUAGUUAUCUAACGCAUGCUAUUUCCUUCAAUUCGAACAAAGAUGAUAUCACUGUUCAAGAUCGUGUAAUUCAAUUGACAAUACAUGAAGUAUCUCAUCAGUGGUUCGGUAAUUUAGUGACACCUAUUUGGUGGGAUGAUCUGUGGCUAAAUGAAGCUUUUGCUGUUUAUUUUUCGGGAAAACUCGUUGAUCAGAUAUUGAAAAAUUGGCACGGAAAAAAUUUAUUUGUUGUAGACGUCAUCAAUAGAGUAUCUUUCGUCGCUGAGUUAAUGAUAAGUCAUUCCAUGCCAAUAAAAUGGAAUCCAAAGAGCCCCACCGAUAUUUCGAUGAUAUUCAACAGAGUUACUUAUCGAAAAGGGGCGGCUAUUCUUUAUAUGCUCGAAAAUAUUUUGUCUGAAAAAGUUUUUCAAGAUGGAGUAAGGAAAUAUUUGAAAAGGAAUCAAUUCAGUGGGGUAACAACCAACGAUCUAUUGCAUGCUUUGCAAGAGUCUUAUGAUGAGAAGAGAUUGUUUGCAACGUUGAACAUUCAGGAAUUAAUAGGCCCUUGGCUAAAACAAACAGGCUAUCCAAUUAUAAACGUAACCAGAAAUUAUGAAACUGGAGAUAUAAAUAUUACGCAACACAAUGCAAUGAAAACUAAUCCAGAUAAUUUAUGGAUGAUCCCGCUGACUUUUACAGAUAGUUCAAAACUCAACUUCGAUAACACACAACCUACACAUUGGUUAAGACCAGUCCGUGAAAGCUAUACUCUUCACAAUACCAAUAUAGAUGACUGGGUGAUUUUUAAUAUUAAGCAAAGCGGCUUUUAUCGAGUCCAUUAUGAUUUAAAAAACUGGAAACGCAUUGCUGAUUACCUACACACUGAUAACUUUUACAAAAUAGAUCCAAUUAAUCGCGCACAAUUGAUUUACGAUCUUCACUAUUUUGCGACUAUCGAUGAUCAGUAUUACGAAGUACUUGUUGACGUUGUGUCAUAUAUGUAUAGAGAAACUCACUUUCUUCCUUGGAUACCAACAAUGAAAAUAAUAGAGCUAUUCGAUAAUCUGUUGAUCAAUACUCCGGCUUAUGAUCUGUUUGAAAAGUUUAUGUUGCAUCUUUUGAAUAACAUAGUUAAACAUGUUGGCUUCGAGUAUGAUGAAGGUGAGAAUCAUUUAGUUCAAUUAGCUCGAUAUCAUUUGCUUCCAUGGGCAUGUGCGUUUGGUCACGAAGAAUGCAGAGAAUUCGCUUCGGAAAAAAUUGCAACUCACCUCCAGAAUCCAUAUGACAAUAUAAUAACUCCGAGUGAAGAGAGCUGGAUUUAUUGCAACGGGUUGAGAGUUUCCAAUGAAAGUAUCUGGGAAAACUUGAUGAAUGCACAUCUUGCUAAUCCAUUGGUACAACCUGGAUUGCAGUAUCUUGGAUGCACAAAUAAUCGUAAAUUAAUGAAGAAGUACCUCAUUUUAGCGAUUGCGGAAAACUCAACACUUCUUGGAGAUCAAGUGUCUGACGCAUUUUCGUCAAUUAUGUCCGGAAAACGAGACAACGUUGAUUUCGCUUUAGAUUUCUUCAUCAGUAACAUUGACCAAAUCAGGCAACAUUUUAAUGCAAGAGACUUAACUAAGCAAAUUGAUCGGAUAGCAGUUGAUUUCACUAGAACUAUCAAAAGCCCAGAUCAAUAUGAUAAAUUUGUAGAAUUCGUUACUAAUCAGGAAAAACUCGGCAAAAUGUCAUGGACCGACACGCUGUUAAAAAAGGCCAGGAGGACUAUGUCAUCAAGUGAAAAAAUGUCAUCUAUGUUCCAUCGAAUUAUAGACUCAAAUCCUUCAUUAUUUAAUUUUAUACAUGAACCACUGUAUUCUAAUAAUUACUAAUCAAAUUUAAAGUAUGCAACAAUUCCAUAGUAAAAAAUAUAGUUUUCGUAA
Molecule: messenger RNA, 2930 nt
Organism: Cotesia glomerata
Lineage: Eukaryota; Metazoa; Arthropoda; Insecta; Hymenoptera; Braconidae
Product: aminopeptidase N-like
Exons: 9
Coding region: 96-2879 (927 amino acids)
Biological process (GO): peptide catabolic process; proteolysis
Cellular component (GO): cytoplasm
Molecular function (GO): peptide binding; metalloaminopeptidase activity; zinc ion binding
Source: RefSeq, a predicted model, not a curated record